This is a messenger RNA of Paramormyrops kingsleyae, 4561 nucleotides long. It is a transcript of the gene eif5b, whose product is annotated as eukaryotic translation initiation factor 5B. NCBI's taxonomy places the organism in Eukaryota, Metazoa, Chordata, Actinopteri, Osteoglossiformes, Mormyridae. Gene Ontology annotation, cellular component: cytoplasm; mitochondrion. The record is from RefSeq and is a predicted model, not a curated record. Gene Ontology annotation, molecular function: GTPase activity; translation initiation factor activity; GTP binding. Gene Ontology annotation, biological process: translational initiation.
ACUGGAAGCAGCGCGUGCGCAUUUCACAACGGCGACCAUAUGCGCUGCUGAUGUGCGAGCGGCGGCUGGGAGAGACGAAGGGGAGUAUUUGGUUAUUGAAUUUACAACGCGGGGACAAUGGGAAAGAAGCAGAAAAAAUCCGCCGAGGACAGUGCCAAAGACGGCGAGAUCGACAUAGACGCCCUUGCCGCUGAGAUAGAAGGUGCUGGUACCACAAAGGAGCAGGCCAAGGCCAAAGUGAAGAAGAAGAAGCCUGGGAAGAAGGAGGACUUUGACGAAGAGGACAUUCUGAGGGAGCUCGAGGAGCUGACUUUAGAAAACCAAGGAGGAAAGUCCAGCAAAGACGCAGCUUCAGGCAAACAGAAACCCGAUGCCACAGACGAUGCGGAAGCUGAGCCGGUACCUAGCAAGGCUGAUAAGAAGAUGCGGAAAGGGAAAAGGGCCAGCGUUGACGAGGAGGGUGGUCAGGAAGCUGCGGGUCAGGGUGACAUGGGGAAUGGAGGUGACCAGCAAGGUCGAGCGACAGCGGCUUCUGCCGCCUCUGCUGCUUCAGAUUCUGAGAAUGAGGACUCAAAGCCGGGGAAGAACGCGAAGGGGGCCGGGAGGGACCCCUCUCAAGAUGACGACGGUAGAAGUGAUCAGAAAGGAGGAGACGGAGGUGACGACGAUUCGGACGAUGACUCGUCCCAGUCUCGACAGCGGCCCCAAGUCCAAAAGAACCAGAAAGGGAAGGUUAAGCCGACGGGCGGAGGUGAAGAAGACGCCAGCGAUGAAGACGACGGUACAUUCAAGAUGAAAACAGCUGCCCAGAAGAAGGCAGAGAAGAAGGAGAGAGAGCGCAAGAAAAAGGAGGAAGAGCGGGCCAAGGUGAAGAAACAGAAGAAGGAGAAGCCUGAGGAGAAAGAGGAGUCGGCCACAGAAGUGACAUCAAAGAAAGAUGUCCCCAAGAAGAAGGAGCCGACAGGCCCGGUGACAGCGGAGGCGAAGAGUCAGGAGUCAGCCGUGGCCGAGGAGCAGGACAGAGUAGAUGAGGAGGAGGGCGAAGGGGACAAGAAAAAGAAAGACAAGAAGAAAAAGAAAGGGGAGAAGGAGGAGAAGAAGAAGGGGCCCAGCAAGGCGACGGUGAAAGCCAUGCAGGAGGCACUGGCUCGCUUGAAAGAGGAAGAGGAGCGGGCAAGGCAAGAGGAGGCAGCACGACAACGAUGGCUGGAGGAACAGGAAGCCAAGAGACAGGAGCAGGAACGAUUGGAUCAGGAACGGAAGGAGAAGAAGAAACAGAAGGAGAAGGAAAGGAAAGAACGUCUGAAGAAGGAGGGCAAGCUGCUGACUAAGGCCCAGAAGGAGGCCCGAGCCAGAGCAGAGGUCACGCUCAAACUGCUGCAGGCACAGGGAGUAGACGUUCCGUCUAAGGACGCUGUGGCAAAGAAGAGGCCCGUCUACUCGGACAAAAGGAAGAAGAAGAAGACGACGGCACAGACCCCAGAUGAAGCCCCAGAAGCCGCUGACCUUGCCUCUCCCACAUCUGAAAUGGCCGAACCGAUUUGCGCUCACAUGGAGGUAGAUGCGCACACAGAGGAGACAGUAAAAGAGGAGAAACCAGAGAUAGCUGACCUGGAUGACUGGGAGGCGAUGGCCAGCGAUGAGGAGAAGGAGAUGAAAAAGGUCCACAUUGAAGUAAAGGAGACUUCACAGAAAAAGAGCCAGCCUGAAGAGGAAGAUGAGGGCAGCGAGGAGGAGGAAGACGACGAGGAUGAUGACGAGGAAGAGGAGGAUGAUGACGAGGAAGAAGAGGAGGACGACGAUGAAGAAGAGAGUGAGGAAGAGGAUGAUGGGAAGCAAGAACCACCCAGUAAGAAGAAGAGUGGGCGAGAGGCUAGCUCCGAGUCCAGCAGUGAGAGCGACUCGGAUGAUGGUCGCACCAAGGAGGAGAGGCUGUACGACAGGGCCAAACGGCGCAUUGAGAAACGGAGACAGGAAAACCUGAAGAACAUCAACCUGGAGAAGCUCCGAGCCCCAGUGGUCUGUGUGCUGGGGCAUGUGGAUACAGGGAAGACCAAAAUCCUCGAUAAGCUGCGGCACACGCAUGUCCAGGACGGGGAAGCUGGUGGCAUCACACAGCAGAUUGGGGCAACCAAUGUUCCCCAGGAGACCGUCAUCGAGCAGACCAAGAUGGUGAAGAAUUUUGACCGGGAGAACAUCAAGAUCCCGGGGAUGCUCAUUAUCGACACACCAGGACACGAAUCCUUCAGUAAUUUGAGAAACCGGGGUAGCUCUCUGUGUGACAUCGCCAUCUUGGUGGUGGACAUCAUGCAUGGACUGGAGCCCCAGACCCUGGAGUCCAUUAACCUGCUCAAGGAGAAGAAGUGUCCCUUCAUCGUGGCCCUGAACAAGAUUGACCGUCUGUACGACUGGAAGAAGAGUCCUGAAACGGACGUAGUGACCACACUGAAGAAGCAGAAGAAGAACACCAAAGAUGAAUUUGACGAACGAGCCAAGGCUGUGAUUGUUGAGUUUGCUCAGCAGGGCCUGAACGCUGCGCUCUUUUACGAGAACAAAGACCCCCGCACAUUCGUGUCCCUGGUCCCCACGUCGGCCCACUCCGGUGACGGCAUGGGCAACCUGAUCUCCCUGUUGGUGGACCUGACCCAGAGCAUGCUAGCUCGCCGACUGGCUCAUUGCGAUGAGCUCCGGGCCCAGGUCAUGGAGGUAAAGGCACUCCCAGGCAUGGGAACCACUAUAGAUGUCAUCCUCAUUAACGGGACACUCUGUGAGGGUGAGACCAUCCUUGUCCCGGGUGUGGAAGGUCCUAUUGUUACCCAAAUCCGAGGGCUUCUGGUGCCCCCACCCCUCAAGGAGCUGCGUGUCAAGAACCAGUACGAGAAGCACAAGGCGGUGUCCACAGCCCAGGGGGUAAAGAUCCUGGGGAAGGACCUGGAGAAGACCCUGGCUGGGCUCCCCCUGCUGGUGGCCUAUAAGGAGGACGAGAUCCCCGUGCUACGGGACGAGCUGAUCCGCGAGUUGAAGCAGACGCUGAGCUCCAUCAAGCUGGAGGAGAAGGGAGUAUACGUGCAGGCGUCUACCCUGGGCUCGCUGGAGGCCCUGUUGGAGUUCCUGCGGACGUCCAAAGUACCGUACGCUGGCAUCAACAUCGGCCCUGUCCACAAGAAGGACGUCAUGAAGGCUUCCACCAUGCUGGAACACGAUCCACAGUUUGCUGUGAUCCUGGCCUUCGACGUGAAGAUCGAGAGAGACUCCCAGGAGCUGGCUGACAGCCUAGGGGUGCGCAUCUUCAGCGCUGAGAUUAUCUACCACCUGUUUGACGCCUUCACCAAGUACCGAGAGGACUACAAGAAACAGAAGCAGGAUGAGUUCAAGAAUGUAGCGGUGUUCCCCUGCAAACUCCGCAUCCUGCCCCAGUUCAUCUUUAACUCCCGCGACCCCAUCGUCAUGGGUGUCACCAUAGAGGCCGGCGUGCUCAGACAGGGUACCCCCCUGUGCGUGCCCAGCAAAGCGUUUGUGGACAUCGGCAUCGUCACCAGCAUAGAGAACAACCACAAGGCCGUAGAUAGUGCCAAGAAGGGCCAGGAGAUCUGUGUGAAGAUCGAGCCCAUCCCUGGCGAGUCCCCCAAGAUGUUUGGGCGGCACUUUGAAGCAACCGACAUCAUCGUCAGCAAGAUCACCAGGCAGUCCAUCGACGCUCUGAAGAACUGGUUUAGGGAUGAGAUGCAGAAGUCUGACUGGCAACUGAUCAUGGAGCUGAAGAAGACCUUUGAGAUCAUCUGAGCAUGGGAGGAGCAGCUAUGCUCAGCCUUUUGAGACGACCACACACACACACACACACACACACACACGGCCGGAUGAUCACAAGCCCCCCAUCCCAGAGUGUGGGGAGGGGGGGGCACAGAAUCCAACGUAUCAGAAAGACAAGGGGAAGAAGAAGCGUUUUCUAUGAGAAACCGAACUAUUUUCCACUGUUUUACAGUGAUGUUUUACAGCAGUUGCAUACUUCCAACGUGCCUGUUCUCAUUUAGUAUACUUUUAAUUUCUCUACAGGCUGCCACUCCAUUCCCUGUAAUUCUCACACUGACCACCUGGCGGGCUGGAGGACCGGAGAUGAUGAGUGGGGGAGGGGGCUGUCUGUGUGUGUGGGGGGGGCAGGCCUUCACAGAUAGCCCCACUUUUCAGUGUGAUUUUUUGGCUUCUUGUCCUGGUUUCUUUUUAAGGUUCUGACCAGGUAAUCGUUUUUGUAACUCAACUCCAUCAUCACAGCACCUUCCCCCUCGCCGCCCCCCCCCCCAAACAAUCUUUCUUUGCAGGCUCCUAAACCCCUUUGGACUGGCUUGUGCCUGUUGGUGUGUUUUUAUAGUGGAUGAUUUAUUUGAAAAGUUCCCUUCACCUCCAGCGUUUGACAUGUACAAGAAGAAGGUUCUGGAAUGACCCCAGUCUGCAGCUCUUUCCUGCUUGUACAGUUUGAAAUGGCUGAAAAUGAAUGGGGAUAAAUGAUUAAAUUAAGCCAAACUGUAAGAAUUUCAGUGAAAAUAAAGUGCGGACGUUGCUGAUA